CGGCCCCGUGCGGCAGCAGUGAGCGAAACACGACACCCGGGAGAGAGAGAGAAAUGGGGGAGGAGACAACGAGUAGUUUCAGACUAGGGAGAGUGGGGAAUGAAAAAAAGUCGGUGUGAAAGAGAGAAUGGGAAACUGACUGAUAUACUGCGAAUGGCGAACCUCGGGAGACCAGAUGACAAACUAACACAAGGAUAAAAUGUUGCGAAAAUGAUCCGCUUGCCGUAAGAGAGCGCAUAUGUAACGCAGAGUGUGCCGCUUUUCCGCCGUGUUUGGGAUUGUACCGAUCGUUCCCGGGACAGACAGGAAAGCGGUGUUUCGGAACUCAGUUGCACCCCGUCCCGUAGCGCUCGUGGAAGUACCGAACCACUCAAACUCAGAGGCUGUCGGGGGAUCUGGAGUGAUCGCGUAAAGAGGGCAGACGAUCCACUUGGUGUUCGUGCGGCAGGGAGCAACAGGAGCGCUGAACAUUUGACAAAAGUUUGGCCUUUUGGAGACGGGGGUAAGGGAGAGGCCGAGUCUCGCCACUGUUGAACUGACAACUUAACCCAGCUUGCUGAGAUAACUUUCAACAUGAAAACCCCGGGGGACUCGGAAGAAGCUUUUUUCUACCUGGAAGAGGGAGAAAAACAGAGAAAGAGUCUGUAAAGGGGACUUGGACAGGUGGAGAGACUCACAAGGGGACUUAAGAGAAGAGAGACCAGUCAUUGGGACACAAAAGAGAGAGACAGGGUACAAGGACAACGAGAAAGAGACUGGUGACUGGGACAGAAAUGGCCAGGACUGGAACAGAAGAAGAUAUGGGGUCCUGGGACAGAAAGAGAAAGACAGAUGGGAGACUGGGAGAGGUAGAGAGAUAUAUCGGGGACUGGGACAGAAAGGCAUAGAGACCUGGAAAGAAGGCAGGUAACUGGCUAAAGAAUGACAUGACGAUUGAGUCGGAUGGGGAGAGAGACAGAUAGCCAUCAAGAGUGAAAGACAAACAACAGAAUGAGAGGAAGAUGGAUGGCUGUGGGUUUGCGUUCCCAGACUGGGCCUAUAAGCCUGAGUCCAGUCCCGGCUCCAGACAGAUCCAGCUGUGGCACUUUAUCCUGGAGCUGCUGAGGAAGGAGGAGUAUCACGAUGUGAUCGCCUGGCAGGGAGACUAUGGGGAGUUUGUGAUCAAAGACCCUGAUGAGGUGGCCAGGCUGUGGGGCGCCCGCAAGUGUAAACCUCAGAUGAACUACGACAAACUCAGCAGAGCCCUCAGGUAUUACUACAACAAGAGGAUUCUGCAUAAAACUAAAGGAAAACGCUUCACUUACAAGUUCAACUUCAACAAGUUGGUUUUGGUCAACUAUCCUUUCAUUGACAUGGGGUCUGGAGGAGCGUCUGUUCCCCAAAGUGCUCCGCCAGUGCCUACAGGUCCCCAUUUCCGUUUCCCUCCAUCUACUCCGUCAGACAUGCAGGUGUCAGAUGUGCUGCGGUCUCCCAGCAGCGAAGAGCUGCGCAGUCCCGGCAUCUUCGGCACGUCCCGCCGCAUGGGCCGCGGGUCCGUCUCCGACUGCAGUGACGGUACGUCCGUCAACUCUGAAAUUGAAGAGGGGAACGGAGGAGCCCCAGAAGAGAGAGUGACGGAAAGAGUGGCCGAGCGAGGAGGAGGGGGUUUCCGCGGUGCGGUGCAUCCGCGUCUGUCUCACGAAGCUAUGUUCAGGAUGUACGGCGGACACGGGGGUCACCGAGGUCACCGGCUUUCAGAGGUCACCGGGCACAGGGUUCAUCCUGAGCCUCUCUCGCCCUUUACCGUUUCGCCUCUACCCGGUCCAGGAGGGUCAGGCCUGUUGGCGCCUCCUCUUUCGCCUGCGCUCUCCAUGACCUCUGGCUCUCACCUGCCCUACUCCCCCUCCCCAAACCUGUCACCCAUGCCUGGCUCCAUCUUUUCCUUCAACCCAGAAGACAUGCAGCGCUACCUGCAGGCUCACAACCAGAGCGUCUACAAUUACCACCUGAGCCCUCGUGCCUUUUUCCAUUACCCGAACAUCAUCGUUCCUCAUCCUCAACGGGCAGACAAAGGCAUCCCCGGACCCCAUGGCUGCGACCGCGGCCCCGCCGAGAGGCCUACAGUGCUCAACAGCCAUCACUCCAGCCUCCCCCCACCGCACGCUCCCUCCAUUCACCACCACCUGGGGGAGGACCAGCACCUAAAGUUUAAACUACAGCCUCCACCGCUGGGCCGAAAGCAACGUGAUGGUCAGGGCAGGCAGGGGUCACUGUCCUCCACGUCUACGUCUGGUUUGGGAUCCUCCUUGUCGUUUGGCAGUGACCUUAGCUCAGCCAGCGGAUCGGGAUUAGUGUCCAACUCCUCUUCAACCGGCUCGCUAAACAGCGCAGGGCUGCCCAAAAUUAAGGUUGAGCCCAUAUCUGACAUUGAAUCAGAGGAGGAGGUUGAAGUGACUGACAUAAGUGAUGAUGAGCCUGAUGAAAGAGACGAAGAGUUUGACGUUUUCCCUCCUCGCUUUCAUAAACAUCAUCAUCAUCACCACCACCACAAUCAUCAUCCUCAAAGCCAAAAGCACCAACAGCCCAACGGCAUUGACGCCCACCCAGAUGAUGACUUAGAGGAGGAGGUGUUCAAAACCCCUGCCCCUCCACCCUUUUUCAUCCCUCCCGCCUCUUUCUCAGGUGACGGUCGGCGCAGCAACACCAUCGUGAAGAGCGAGCCGGUAGAACCCGCAGACACUCAGCCAGGGUCCGGCGCGCUCCCGCAAACGCCAUCCCAGUGUAUCCCGCUGAAGCUCAGGUUCAAACGGCGCUGGGACCAGGACCAGCACAUGGAGGAGGCAGAGGACAAGAAAGUGAGAGGAGAAGAGCGGAGGAACGGAGAGGCGGAGGAGAGCGGGAGUGGAAGUGGAGAGGCAGAGAGCCCUCCUCCUCUCGCUCACCACCGGGUCAGCGCUGAGCUCCACCGCGCCACCGCGCAGCUGUCACUGGAAAACAAGGACUGCUGAUACGCAACGACUGUCAAUGCACAACACUGCUGAUGGACUCUUUGCGUGAAACUUUGUAGAUCAAGGACUGCUGAUACUGACAAAUGGCUUUCUGGACAAUGAUACUGACACACACAUCUGCUAUAGCAUAGCUACACUGACCCCUGCUUAAACCCUGUUCCUCCCUGUGUCACUCGAAUUUAGCCCAGGGUCUUGCCAGCACACGUACAUACAGUGCAUCUCAGUAUAACAAUGAUGUGGAAUGAAUUCACCCAUGUGCCCCAGUGACCCUCAGGAGUCAUGAACUUUAACUUUUGGCACUAAAGAAAAUUUUAUAUUUUUAAAAGAGAAUUUUAUUUUGCAAAGUGCCUGUGAGCCUAUCCCUCAAAAUCAAAGAAAGAGAGAAAGAGAGAGAGUGCAAGGAAGACUAGCUUAACUAGAAUGGUUUAAGGGGUUUGAUCUUAAUUUUUCAGCUGCCCAGCAUUAUUUUCCUCAGUGACAUGAUCAUGUCGUAUACAAAUGCACAGAAGUCACAAACUUUCUCUCGCAAACAGAAAGACACUGUUUUAAAACCAGCCUGGUCAAAAGUCAGAACCCUCAGGGACAAAUCCCCAACACACACUUGCACGCACACACACACAUACAAAUAUAAUCCCUUCCUUGUUCCCUGUAUGAAGCCUGAACAGAUUGUUGAAACUGUAUGUCACAACUGAGCAUUUGUGCAGAAAACGUGUGUCCGAGUGUGAAUGCAUGUGUCUAGCUGUGUUGUAAGUUCUCAGGAUCUGUCCAUCCUCCGUUUUAUCCAAACCAGCUCACAUUUAAUUGUUUUACUGAAGUCAUGUGCUCUUCUUCUCUGGGACCAUACCUGAAUUUCAUUGCCGUGAUGCAAAAAACACCGUUCAGAGACUACACUUUUAAAUCUCUUAAAUUUUCUUAGACGUUGAAUCAGCUGAGGUGUCAGUCCUUAACCAGCAUUACACACAUAACGCAUGUACAGUGAUACUAUAAAUUAACUGUUGAUGCAUUUAAGAAUCUUGCUUGUACCCUUUCUCAUCUUGGUUUAUCAUCCAGUCUUUUAGUCAAUAGCAGAUCUGACUCAGGACCACUAUGAGAUCUUAUUGCAAGCUGGGGAAAUAAAAAUCAGUGGUUCAAUACAUAACUUAAAGAUCUUAAAAGUCACUCCUUUACACACGUACACACAUACACACUGCCUUCUAUGCCUUGUUAUAUUAGCAUGUCAGAAAAGAUUAAGUAAAAAUAACUUUAAAAGACCAGUAUACACUUAACCUUUAUAUAUAAUAUGUGUUAAUCAUACUGUAAACAGGACUUGCAUUAACAGAUGUAUCAAUUUCAGAGCGUUUUGGUUUGGAGGGGAAAGUUGACUCCUCUCCUCAGGGAUGUUUUUUUGGGUGAGGGAAAAAAAUUUUGCUUUUUAACUAUUUAAAAAUUGUAGGGUAGAAGAGCGAAAGGCAGAAUUAGACAAAACUUUUAACAAAGCUGGAGAAUUCGCACCACAGAUUCUGCGGCACAUUGGGUUCUUAACCAGCAUGCACUUCCCCGACAUCCUGUUCUUACUGCCACAACUGAUGUCUGUGUGCUCGUGUGUGUAUAUAUGUGUGUGUGAUCGAGUGAGAGAGAUUUUGACAGGCUGUAUGUCAGUCCACAUCCAAGAGGUAUUUGCUUCAUGAACCUCAUCAAUCUGUGUGCACUAAAGCCUCAUGGAGGACUGACCACAGGAAUGAAAGCAAAGUGACAUCAAGUGAGGUGCAAUGGUUUCCCAGUGACAGGAAAAGUUAUCUCAGUGUCUCGGAUAGCUAUAAUGAUACAUUUGACAGAAUCGGACUGUUAAUGUUAACCGAAUGUCAACCUUCUCCUUUCUAGCUGCCUUACUCCCUCUUCAACCAGAUUUGAUUAUGUUAAAAGAUCCCCUCCUACUUUCUAAUGAAUUAUUGGACAUUUUUGGUCUUUACCCAUGGUGCACUUGUUUUGACGCCCUGGUAUACCUCUUUAUGUUAGGGGUGGUGUUUAAUUUGAGAUGGGUGCAGCAGCCCAUUCAUUUAGGGUGCUGUGACAGGUUAUCCCAGGAUGUUACUCUUUUAAACCAACAUCAUGUCGUUUGUUUUUUCCACUCAAGUUGCUCCAGUUUUGUUUUUUGUCGUUGCUGUUAAUCAUAAUUAUUAUUAGUUGUUAUUAUUUUUGUUCAAAUUUGUUUUUGCUCACAUUGUUGUCAUGAUAACAUUGUAUACAUUACUGUAAAAGAAUAUUUCCCUCCACCCAUGCCUUCCCACUGAGCAACAGUGUGUCUAGUGUAACAUUUAAAAUAUGUAAAUUAACGUAAAACUGUGUCUUUAAUAUGGACGGAGAUACGGACAGAUACCAGAUGGAGGAAGGGCAUUCUGGGGAGGAUCGGGCGUAUAAUUUGAACUCGAGUCAUGUCAUGUAAUUGUUAUUUUGUAGUGUUACUUAUUUCUUGCUCUUGUAAAUUUUUUUCAUUGGGGGAUUGUAUGAUUUAAAAAAAAGAUAUAUUGUGUAUUGUUUUAUUGUGUAUCUUUCUCACUUUCUAUCUCAGAUUUUAUUUCUGUGGUUCCAUAACUCAUAAUAACAGGUUUUAAUACCAUGAUGUAACAUUUUAAUUCCUCCUUUAUUCAUUUUUGUGUUCUUUCAGAAUUGUAAUUAAAAUGUAAUCAGGGUCAAUUAAACUGGUUAAAAGCCA
Molecule: messenger RNA, 5679 nt
Organism: Misgurnus anguillicaudatus (oriental weatherfish)
Lineage: Eukaryota; Metazoa; Chordata; Actinopteri; Cypriniformes; Cobitidae
Gene: erfl3
Product: Ets2 repressor factor like 3
Biological process (GO): cell differentiation; regulation of transcription by RNA polymerase II
Cellular component (GO): nucleus
Molecular function (GO): sequence-specific DNA binding; DNA-binding transcription factor activity, RNA polymerase II-specific
Source: RefSeq, a predicted model, not a curated record